Bacidia gigantensis is the source of this 972-nucleotide messenger RNA. It is a transcript of the gene CDC2, whose product is annotated as Cell division control protein 2. The transcript is spliced from 4 exons. Gene Ontology annotation, molecular function: cyclin-dependent protein serine/threonine kinase activity; cyclin binding; ATP binding. The record is from RefSeq and is a predicted model, not a curated record. The coding region runs from base 1 to 972 and encodes 323 amino acids. NCBI's taxonomy places the organism in Eukaryota, Fungi, Ascomycota, Lecanoromycetes, Lecanorales, Ramalinaceae. Gene Ontology annotation, cellular component: cyclin-dependent protein kinase holoenzyme complex; cytoplasm; nucleus. Gene Ontology annotation, biological process: protein phosphorylation; signal transduction; G1/S transition of mitotic cell cycle.
AUGGAGAACUACCAGAAGCUGGAGAAAAUUGGCGAGGGAACCUAUGGAGUGGUAUACAAAGCCCGCGACCUGACACACCCUUCUCGCAUUGUUGCUUUAAAGAAGAUCCGACUUGAGGCUGAAGAUGAAGGAGUCCCAAGCACUGCCAUACGAGAGAUUUCUCUUCUGAAAGAGAUGAACGACCCAAAUAUCGUCAAACUGUUCAACAUCGUUCACGCCGAUGGCCACAAACUCUAUCUCGUAUUCGAAUUCCUAGAUCUCGAUUUGAAGAAGUAUAUGGAAGCGCUCCCAGUCAGCGAUGGAGGAAGAGGCAAGCCCUUACAAGGGACAAGUAUGGAUAUGGGCCGCUUAGGCUUAGGUGAAGCCAUGGUUAAAAAGUUCAUGAGCCAGCUUGUUGAGGGUGUGCGGUACUGUCAUAGUCAUAGAAUCUUGCACAGGGAUCUCAAGCCGCAGAACCUGCUCAUUGAUCGAGAUGGCAAUCUCAAACUUGCCGACUUCGGGUUGGCAAGGGCGUUUGGAGUUCCUCUGCGAACGUAUACCCAUGAAGUUGUCACAUUAUGGUAUAGAUCGCCAGAGAUCCUGCUGGGUGGUCGACAAUACUCUACGGGUGUUGAUAUGUGGUCAAUCGGUUGCAUCUUUGCAGAGAUGUGCACCAGGAAGCCUCUGUUUCCCGGGGAUUCUGAAAUUGAUGAGAUUUUUAAAAUCUUCAGGAUCUUGGGAACUCCUGAUGAAAACGCUUGGCCUGGUGUCACAUCUUUUCCGGACUAUAAAACAAGUUUUCCAAAAUGGACCCGUGAUAUGACAAAAGCGCUCGUGGCAGGUCUAGAUGAUAAUGGCCUCGAUCUGCUUGACGCCAUGCUGGUCUAUGAUCCGGCGGGAAGGAUCUCGGCCAAACAAGCGUGCAUGCACCCAUAUUUUGAGCUUGGUAGCGCUGCAUAUUCGGGGAGGCAGAAGGUCAAUGGCUACCACUGA